AUGUCCCCUUACCGAAUGAUUUAUGGUAAGGCUUGCCAUCUUCCAGUUGAAAUCCAGCACAAGGCUUAUUGGGCAGUCAAGAAGUGCAACUGGGACUUAGAGGCAGCUAGGGAGUUCAGACUUCUACAGCUUCAAGAGCUAGAAAAACUAAGCUUAGAAUGUUUUGAUAAUUCUUUGAUUUAUAUGAAAAGAGCGAAGGAUCUUUAUGACAAAAUGCUUGCACCCAAGGAGUUUCAGGUAGGGAAAAAGGUACUUCUUUAUAACUCUUGGUUGAAAUUUAUGCUUGGUAAACUCUGGUCCAAGUGGACUGGACCAUUUAGUGUUUCUCACGUUUAUCCUUAUGGUGCAGUAGAUAUUGUUAAUCUUGAGACAGGGAAGGCUAUUAAGGUCAACGUGCAUAGGUUGAAGGUCUUCCAUGAUGGCGAGUCAUUGGACUGCUUUGACAUCGCCUACUGGUUGGACUCACCGGUCUACAUCUGA
This is a messenger RNA of Benincasa hispida (wax gourd), 480 nucleotides long. RefSeq lists its product as uncharacterized. NCBI's taxonomy places the organism in Eukaryota, Viridiplantae, Streptophyta, Magnoliopsida, Cucurbitales, Cucurbitaceae. The record is from RefSeq and is a predicted model, not a curated record.